This is a messenger RNA of Thermothielavioides terrestris NRRL 8126, 1672 nucleotides long. RefSeq lists its product as uncharacterized. Lineage: Eukaryota; Fungi; Ascomycota; Sordariomycetes; Sordariales; Chaetomiaceae. Gene Ontology annotation, molecular function: FAD binding. The transcript has a single exon. The record is from RefSeq and is a predicted model, not a curated record. Bases 339 to 1589 code for a protein of 416 amino acids.
CCCACAGCCCGAGGUCCCGCUUGGCCUCGAACUUCUUUCACACCACCUUUCAAACUUUUCGUUGACAGUAUACGCACUUUAAGGCCACCAAAGACAAAUCAGCGGACCUCGGUACGCAAUAUUCUCCGAGAUCCUUGCCCCGCUGACGCGUCAACCCGUCGUUAGCCGCAACGAGCUAUUAAAGCAGAAACCAUUGAACAGAAGCGAGGGCGGGACCGUGGUCUGCUGGUAUCCCUCGAAAGUCUCGACGCUUGACACGAUCGAACACUCUCACGUUACCACGCAGAGAGCGUAUUCUGAACACGCGAGUGGUUCCAUCGGCCGGGACUGUCCUUGGCAUGGCUUCCCAUUUCCUAUCCGGAAAGCACAUCGUUGUUGCGGGCGCUGGCUUGGCAGGGCUUUCCUUUGCGACUGCUCUCCGCAAGCAGUGGCCCGCUGCGGUACCGCCCCCGCGUCUUACGAUAUUUGAGCGUGACAAGGAUGAGGACGCAGCUGGGCGACAGGGUUACACCAUAUCUAUUGCCGGCUUCGACAACAACGGCGGUCUCGUCGCACUCAAGGACCUUGGCCUGCUCGACGAAGCCCUCCAGCAUGCUCUGUUGGGCGUGGAGGGCCGUGGCAGCUUCAACAUCUGGGAUGCCGAUUGGAGGAGAGUCAUGAGUGUGCGCCUCCGUGCUGCGAACGGUCUGCCGACUCCGGGCAUCAGGAUCGCCCGGAAGUAUCUUCGCCAAAUUCUUCUAAAGGCCGUGACAGAUGACGUCCGGUGGGGCGUGGCGUGCGAGUCAGCAGCGAGGCUAGAAAACGGACGAGUAUCAGUCCAGGUCGUCGGAGAAGGUAUCGGGCCCGACCAGUCGACUGUCGAGUGCGACCUGCUCAUCGUGGCGGACGGUGCAAGCAGCAAGAUCAGAGCAUGCCUGCGGCCGGACGACGGCCUGGAAUACGCCGGAGCCGUCCAGAUGGGCGGUAUUGCACUCUUCCCCGACGGGAUUCCGCCGCCAGUGAACGAGAACUGGGGUAUGCAAAUCUCGGGCGGCCAAGGUGUCUGCUGCUUCUACUCGCCCGUCGACGAGCAUGGUGUCGUUUGGGCGCUCAGCUUCCUCGAGCCCAAACCCCGUCCGAGACUGGCGAACUCCGGUUCCGCCGAGGCAACCCGCCCGGUGAUCGAAGAAGCGCGCGCAAGAGGACGCAUGUUGGGCCCUUUGUUUCACACCAUAGUAGACGCCACUACGAAUCCCGCCGACGUGUUCUGCUUCCCCGCGAGAGAUAAGAAGCCUUUCUAUCACAGCGCAGACGCAGGGCCGAUCAUCUUCAUUGGCGAUAGCAACCACGCGGUGAGCCCCUUUGCUGGCUUUGGCGCGAACCUAGCUUUGAAAGACGGCUGGGAUCUGGCCCAGAAGCUCGUCGCAGCAACCUCGUUGAAGAACGCAGUCCAGGGAUUCGAUGCUCUCAGCGUUCCCCGGGCCAGCAAGGUCUUAGAGACGUCGAGAUGGCGGAUCAAGUACGCUCACAGCACUGGUCUCAGGUUCUUCUUUUUCCGCUUCCUACUUGUUGUCCUUGGGUUCGCGCUGUGGCUUACAGGACGAAGCUGAGAACUAAGCCAGCUAACACUAGCAUGGCACCUAUUCGAAGACAGGGUUUUGUCAGCUUAACUAGUGGCCUCUCGACUCUACAC